AAGUGACGUAACAGGAGCGAUCAUUUCCUGUUCCAUUUACAAAGGAUGUAGAUCAUGGGGUGCAAUAAUUUCUUGAGUUUUAUUUGCCUUACCGGGUAUUUAUGCUCCAGGGCUUUCUGCGAUGGCCCUUACCAACCGAACUGGAAGAGUCUUGACAGCAGGCCUUUACCCAGCUGGUACGAUGAGAGCAAGUUUGGGAUUUUCAUCCACUGGGGAGUGUUUUCCGUGCCCAGCUUCGGCAGCGAGUGGUUUUGGUGGAACUGGAAGGGAAGGAGGGAAUCUAGCUAUGUGGCGUUUAUGGAACAGAACUACCCACCGGGGUUCGAAUACAGCGAGUUCGCUCCAGAAUUCACCGCCACCUUCUUCAACCCGGAUCAAUGGGCGGAACUGUUCGAGGAAUCCGGAGCAAGAUAUGUGGUGCUGACAACAAAACACCAUGAAGGGUUCACAAACUGGGGAUCGCCAGUGUCCUGGAACUGGAACUCCAUUGACACAGGACCACAUCGAGAUCUAGUGGGUGAUCUGGCAGCUGCUGUUCGUAGACGGAAGUUAUAUUAUGGAGUGUACCAUUCUCUCUUUGAGUGGUUUAACCCUCUCUACUUGUAUGACAAGCUAAACAAAUUCAAGACCCAGAAAUUUGUCGUGGAAAAAACUUUACCAGAACUCUACGAUCUGGUCAUAAGAUAUAAACCUGAUAUAAUCUGGUCAGAUGGGGACUGGGAGGCACCAGAUACUUACUGGAAUUCCACUGGAUUUUUGGCCUGGCUUUACAAUGAUAGUCCUGUCAAGGAUACUGUGGUAACUAAUGACCGCUGGGGAGUUGGCUGUGGUUGUAAACAUGGUGGCUUCUACAACUGCAAAGACAAAUACAGUCCCGGUAAACUACAGAACCACAAAUGGGAGAUGUGCACCUCAGUCGACAAAAGGUCAUGGGGAUAUCGCAGAAAUAUGAUGAUGAGCGACGUGAUGGAUCUGCCAUCCCUUCUCACUAAUUUACUGGAUACUAUUGCUUAUGGUGGCAACUUCCUGCUCAACAUCGGUCCAACGAAAGACGGCACCAUCGCUCCUAUUUUUGAGGAAAGGUUGCGUGGCCUGGGACAGUGGCUGCGUGUUAAUGGUGAAGCAAUAUAUGCAUCAACACCAUGGAGAGUUCAGAAAGAGAACUCUACAAACAUAAUAUGGUACACCAGUAAAGGAUCCUCAGUUUAUGGAAUAUUUACAAAGUGGCCCAUUGACAACAUCCUGCAACUGGAAUCGCCAAAGACCUUUCCAAACACCACUGUGACAAUGUUGGGAAUCCCAAAACCUCUGAAAUGGACGACUUCUCCCACCAAAGGCCUUCUCAUCUCCCUGUCCCCUCUUUCUCCAUUUACUGCUCCCUCAAAAAAUGGCUGGACAGUGAAAAUGGAAGGUGUUUCAUAAUCGGCAAAAAGUUUGGUUCUACUGAGAAUGACAAAGGAAUGUAUUUUAUAAUUCUGAAAGUGAUUAAAGAAUAUGAUUAAACUUAAUUUUUGCAUGAAAAUUAUACAUUGAAUGAUACAUGAUAAAAUGGAGAUUACAUAAUUUUAUAAAUCAAAGCACAUUACCUGACAACUCAGUACAAUGUAAGGUGAAAAUAAAUGUUUAAGAAGGAACUGCAGAUGCUGGAAAAUCAAAGGUACACAAAAAUGCUGGACAAACUCAGCGGAUGCUGCAGCAUCUAUGGAGCGAAGGAGAUAGGCAACGUUUUGGGCCGAAAUCCUUCUUCAGACUGAUCCCUAUCCCUUUCUUCUCCCCGCCUCCCCCACCCCCCAUCAGUCUGAAGAAGUGUUUCGGCCCGAAACGUUGCCUAUCUCCUUCGCUCCAUAGAUGCUGCUGCACCCGCUGAGUUUCUCCAGCAUUUUUGAUUACCUAAGGUGAAAUAAAAACUAUCUAAAGUACAAAUCUUUGACUAUAAACUCCAUAUGUUGAGGUUGAAUGGGCUAUGCUGUGACUUUUAUACUUUCAUAAUUUUGUAUUGCUUCACAUGACUUGGGAAUUUUUUUUAAAAAGUGCUACCUGGGAAAGUCCAUGAUCGAACUUGAGUUUUAAACAGUUUUAUAAAGGUUGCUUUGGAUUAAAAAAAUCCACAUUGUUAACGCUUUUAAACAAUGCCUGAAAUCAAAGUAAUACCAGUAGUUAUUACUGGUUAUUUACAAUUUUAUUGAAAAUAAACUUGAUGUACAAACUUCUACAAUAAUCCGAUCAAAUAUUUUUACUGAACAGAAGAUUAUUGAAAACGCACGUGAUUUUUUUUAGGAUUUUUAAAUUAAUCCUUCAAUUGCUCCUUUCCAAAAUUACACUCGGGUAGUGCAGAGAAUCAUACCUGCAAUAUGCCCAUGGUGUUUCCAAGAACACUGAUGGCACUCAUAGAGGGCGGCUUUCUCUGCCAACUUCACCUUAAUAUUACAGAUUUGCUUUGGAAAUAAGGAAGAUGUGUAACUCUUUCAAUACCUUUAUUUGUAAUUGGGCUUUCUACAUCAUUUGCUGAUUUGUGUAAAUUCUGCAGUUUGACUUUAUUUGACGUGGUCACAGUAAAUAAACAGUUAUCCUGUAAACAUAA
Leucoraja erinaceus (little skate) is the source of this 2581-nucleotide messenger RNA. Its product is annotated as tissue alpha-L-fucosidase-like. Bases 55 to 1422 code for a protein of 455 amino acids. The transcript is spliced from 8 exons. Gene Ontology annotation, molecular function: alpha-L-fucosidase activity. Gene Ontology annotation, cellular component: lysosome. NCBI's taxonomy places the organism in Eukaryota, Metazoa, Chordata, Chondrichthyes, Rajiformes, Rajidae. The record is from RefSeq and is a predicted model, not a curated record. Gene Ontology annotation, biological process: fucose metabolic process; glycoside catabolic process.